GUCUAUUUCUCUUUCCGGCGAUAGGAUCGAAGCGACGCGUACCGGAACGGACCCUCUAGUUGGCUUCUAUAGCUCUCUAUGGUAAAUUGGACUGAUCGGCUGGGCGGGCUUAUUCUCACUCCAAUUGAUACCUUCUCUUGGCUACUAUGGCGCCUCCGAAAGAAAAUGUCAGCCUACUUUUUAAAUUGUACUGCUUGACGGUGAUGACCUUAGUGGCUGCAACAUAUACAGUAGCGUUACGAUAUACAAGAACAACCGGAGCAGUUCUGUACUUUUCAUCCACAGCUGUUUGCAUUACAGAAGUUAUCAAAUUGUUCCUAAGUUUGGGCAUUUUAGCAAAGGAGACAGGAAGCCUGGGUAAAUUGUCAAUGUCUUUGAAAGAAAAUGUUUUAGGCAGUCCUAAAGAAUUAUUGAAAUUAAGUGUUCCUUCAGUUGUGUAUGCAGUUCAGAAUAAUAUGGCCUUCCUGGCUCUCAGCAACUUGGAUGCAGCAGUUUAUCAGGUGACAUACCAGCUAAAAAUCCCCUGCACAGCCUUAUGUACUGUCCUGAUGCUGAACCGUAGUCUUAGUCGAUUGCAGUGGUUCUCAGUGUGUAUGCUGUGUGGUGGAGUCACACUUGUGCAGUGGAAACCAGCUCAGGCUACUAAAGUUCAGAUGGAACAGAAUCCACUGCUAGGAUUUGGAGCGAUAGCAAUUGCUGUUCUAUGUUCAGGAUUUGCAGGAGUGUAUUUUGAGAAAGUACUAAAAAGCUCUGAUACAUCUUUAUGGGUGAGGAACAUUCAGAUGUAUCUCUCUGGAAUUGCAGUGACAUUGCUUGGGGUCUACACAGCCGAAGGAACUCAAGUAAUAGAGAAAGGAUUUUUUUAUGGCUAUACGCCUUAUGUCUGGUUUGUCAUCUAUUGUAGCAAGAUAUGAAAACUACUUUUCAGCAAUGAAACACAACCAACAAAACAUUUGGAGAAUUCAUAAUCUAAAGCUUCAAAUCAGACUUUUUAUUUUCAGUGAUGAGACUGUGAGCAACAUACUUUAAACUGUGUGUUUUCUUUUUCCUUUCCAGCUAUAACUUUCUCUCUGGGGGCACUGCUUGUCUGUGUUUCAAUAUAUCUGUAUGGAUUGCCUCGACAAGAUACAACAAAAAUCCAGCCAUCAGAAACAAAAGCGUCAAAAGGGAAUCUUACUAGUGUGUGAUGUCUGUCUUCAUGAAGAAUAGAAAGGCAAUGCAAAAUAAAAGAGACAGUUUGUAUGCCUGUCCCUACCCUCAAUUUUCUUUUUGAAAGAAAGCCUUCAAUUCUUCAUGGAAAGCUUCUGAUGGAACUAAAAACAAAGUCAGUUGUUCAUUGGAUGAAAAUCUACACUGGACGGAGAUUCUUCACUAAUCUGUAGAAUCUCACUUUUCCUUAUAAACUUUGGUCUUUUGCUAUUGAAGAUGCCUUGUGUGGAAAAGAAGGAAUGGGAGGCACAGUUAUACAUAAAUAGGGAAAUGGCCCUGGAAUUUACUCUUUAUGUUGUAACAUUGUAUGUAGGCUUUGUUGCCGGAAAUGCUUUGUGUUUGCAAGGAAAGGGUAAUUCAAAUUUAAAUGUGACCAAAACAACAUAAAAUUAUGUUGGAAGGAAAGCAUCUUUUUCUCCAUGGACUCCUGACAUGAAGAUCCAGCCAAGUGCUCUAUUGCUUUAAUGAUAAAAAAACAUCGUUACAAUAGAAAAAAAAACACAGUGACAAUUGUGAAAUAGAAGAAUGCUGUUACUGGAGCUUUAAAACUGAAAAUGGUAAUUUAUUUUUUAAUAUCCUAAAGCCAGGAUCACAACUUUUUGAAAAACCA
Messenger RNA from Pseudonaja textilis, 1819 nucleotides. Lineage: Eukaryota; Metazoa; Chordata; Lepidosauria; Squamata; Elapidae. The record is from RefSeq and is a predicted model, not a curated record.